AAGUACAAAGUUAUACUGGGUACAUUAGCAAAACAACUACAUAAUGUUCUGCUUGAAAAGCUACUCGAAACUAGCUGUAAACUACGAAUAACACAAAUAAUAUUUAUGAUAGUUGUCCGAUCAGCGAGAUUUAAUGGAUCUCCGCAAAAGAUAUCUCGCUAUAUAACAUUUGCUUACCAACAACAACAGCAGCAGCAACAACUGAGAUGGGACGACGAGCUGCACGCAAACAAACAAACGCUGCACUGCGGCGCUCAUCACGACUCAGAAAUAUUUACAGUUUUUCAAAGGAAACUGAAGAUAUCCAUAUUGGGACAUCUGCAGACCAGAUUUUAAAGGAGAAUGAGGAUGAAAAGAGCACUGAAAAGAAGACCGAGGGGGAGGAUUCACGAAAAGCUGGAAAACCUUCCUCACGUAUCCCCACUUUCCAAAGCUCGCUGACUCGCAAGCGAACUACUACCCAAAUUGCAGAGUCACAGCUGCCAUUAAAGCCUGAAGGACCAACUAGAGAAUGUCAAAUGAAAGAGAGAGGGAUCAGCUCUGGAGAGAAUUUGGCAACAAAAUCGCCAGUGUUUGGUGACCGAGAAACAGCCUUGCCUAUUCUGUCAACUCGCAUACACUCGCACAGCACUGAUGAUCUCUCUGUGGCAGGUACGUCAGAUCCCAUCCAGUCUGAAAGUUCAGAGUCUACAUCAAUACCACAUGAAGGAAACCAGGUUUCCGAUCCAAGUGAUAAAGAAGGUCUUGAGGAAGCACUUCACCGACCGAGUCUUAGAGAAGAAUCAGAGUCCCAUGACAAAGGUUCAGCCGCAGAACCACCUGCAGAGCUUCAAGAUGCAAGUACAGAGUUUCAGUCAAAAGACAAGCAACAAUCACAUGCUGUUAUUCAGGAUAAUCUGGAACAAAAACUUAGUGAAUUUAUGCAGGAUAUUGGAGAUGAAUUGAAGGAAAGGCUUGAAAAAGAAAUACCACCAGCAUCAAUCCUGGAGGAUGCCCAAAAGCAGUUUCUAAGAUUAAAAGACAAUAAAAAGCUUUGUGUCGAUGGGUCUCCUGAAACAUUUUCGAAGCAAAAUGAUGUGCCUGCAAGGAGCCAAACAGGCCGUUCAAAGGCAAAACCAAAACACAGCACAUCUACAAGAGCAAAGAGCUUUGCACUCUUCUGUAUUUUCCCAUCUAUCUUGCUGCUUUUGGUUGGAUUUGGUCAACACAUUUGGCUGUACGGUGUCCCUCGAUCUGUGUCCCACCUUCUACUGCAGCUGGAACUGCACUGGCUUGAAGGUUUCUGGUUGCCCCAAGAGGAAUGCAGUUCUGAUUGUAGGUUGACUCUUACUGAGAGUAUCCCUGAAGGAAUGCUUUUUCCCUCUGGCUCCCCACAACUGCAGAGCAUCACACACACCUGGACUAACCUGCUGAACCGAGCUAACAGCUCAGUCAACAUUGCUGCUUUCUACCUCACAAUGAGCGACUCAGAUAUUGGCCUGAUUGAUCCCAGUGCAAUGCAGGGCAAAGUACUGUUGGAUCACCUGAAACAGCUUGAAUCUAGAGGUGUGAAUUUAAAGAUUGCUGUUAACGCACCUCAGACGUACAGAGCAGACACAGAUGAGUUAACAGGAACAGGUGCAGAGAUCAGAGAAGUUGACCUUAGUAACAUCACUGGAGGUAUCGUCCACACAAAACUUUGGGUUGUGGACAAGAAGCACAUGUAUGUAGGAAGCGCAAACAUGGACUGGCGCUCGCUAACCCAGGUAAAGGAAGUUGGUGUUUCUGUGGAGGACUGCAGCUGUUUGGCACAGGAUGCAGCAAGGAUAUUUGGAGUCUACUGGGAACUUGGUGCUCAGAAGAAUAGUACCUUACCUCCCUACUGGCCUGGCCGAUUCUCCGCGCUCUCCAGCAUUAAGUACCCAUUAACUGUUAAAUUCAACGGUGUUCCUGCACGUGUCUAUCUGUCUAGCGCUCCACCUCAAUUAUCAGCUUCUGGAAGGACAGAUGAUCUCUCAGCUAUCCUCUCUGUAAUUGCUGAUGCCAAAAAAUUCAUUUAUGUGUCUGUGAUGGACUACCUUCCCAUUUCCCAGUACACCCCUAAAACAAGGUUUUGGCCUGUUAUCGAUUCAGCGCUGCGGGACGCUGCAUGUGCCCGAAAGGUGGAGGUGAAACUGUUGGUCAGCUGCUGGAGCCACUCUCCUAAAUCCAUGUUCAUCUUCCUGCAGUCUUUAUCAGUACUCAGCAAGACACCCCUCGGAUGUAACAUUCAUGUUAAAGUUUUUGAGGUUCCUUGUACAUCAGUGCAACAUCAGAUUCCAUUUGCCCGUGUAAAUCAUGCCAAGUUUAUGGUGACAGAUCGCGUUGUCUACAUCGGAACCUCUAAUUGGUCUGAAAAUUAUUUCACCCAGACAGCUGGAGUUGGGCUUGUGGUGAAUCAGACAGGCUACGUGGUGGAAGAGGGCCAGCAAACAGUGCAAAAUCAACUACAUAAGAUUUUCCAGAGAGACUGGAAUUCUGACUUUGCUCAAGCUCUCACAGACGAUCUUGUAGAGCAUUGCAGCAGGAGGGGGAAAACAUUGUAAAGCUCUUUUAUAUAAUAGAGAACAUUCAUGCACCAUUCGGCUUUGCGACUUGCUGUAACUUGGAAUGUAUAGAAACAUGCCUUUACUCUGGGCAGCAUUUGUCUUGACCUUGAACGUAACAAUUCUGUGAUGUAUAUAUUUUAUUAGCUUGUUGUACAUUUUGUUUUUUUUAUAAUUUGUUUACAAGUGUGCAUUUGUCCAUGCCCUAAAAUCUGCUCAGAUGUAUGUACAAGUAAAGUGUUAAAACAGCAUGCUUCAAAUAAUGCCAAUGUUUCAAACAGAGAAUACUCUUAAUGGUUCUUAAUUAAACCAGUUGCAUCUUU
Tachysurus fulvidraco (yellow catfish) is the source of this 2887-nucleotide messenger RNA. RefSeq names its product phospholipase D family, member 7 (gene pld7). The record is from RefSeq and is a predicted model, not a curated record. Bases 207 to 2564 code for a protein of 785 amino acids. Lineage: Eukaryota; Metazoa; Chordata; Actinopteri; Siluriformes; Bagridae. Gene Ontology annotation, molecular function: catalytic activity. The transcript is spliced from 12 exons.